CGCAAGAUGCCCAUGGGAGCCGGAAGCGGCAGCAGGCAUGGCGGUGGCCAUGCCGCUCGCUGCGCUCUUGCUGUUUCUCGUGGCUCCCUGGUGCUGGGGCCGUGCCGAGCGCCCGCGGGACAGCCUGCGAGAGGAACUGGUUAUCACUCCGCUGCCUUCCGGCGACGUGGCCGCCACGUUCCAGUUCCGCACGCGCUGGGAUUCGGAGUUGCAGCGGGAAGGUGAGGUGUCUCAUUACAGGCUCUUCCCCAAAGCCCUGGGGCAGUUGAUCUCCAAGUACUCUCUGCAGGAGCUGCACCUGUCAUUCACUCAAGGCUUUUGGAGGACCCGGUACUGGGGGCCACCUUUCCUGCAGGCUCCAUCAGGUGCAGAGCUCUGGGUCUGGUUCCAAGACACCGUCACUGAUGUUGAUAAAUCUUGGAAGGAGCUCAGCAAUGUCCUGUCAGGGAUCUUCUGCGCCUCUCUCAACUUCAUCGACUCCACCAACACCGUCACUCCUACGGCCUCCUUCAAACCUCUGGGACUGGCCAAUGACACUGAUCACUACUUCCUGCGCUAUGCUGUGCUGCCUCGGGAGGUGGUGUGCACCGAGAACCUCACACCAUGGAAGAAGCUCCUGCCCUGUAGUUCCAAAGCAGGUCUCUCCGUGCUACUGAAAGCAGAUCGCUUGUUCCACACCACCUACCACUCCCAAGCAGUGCACAUCCGUCCGAUCUGCAGGAAUGUACACUGUACCAGCAUCUCCUGGGAGCUGAGGCAGACCCUUUCAGUUGUCUUUGACUCCUUCAUCACAGGACAAGGGAAGAAAGACUGGUCCCUCUUCCGGAUGUUCUCCCGAACUCUCACAGAGGCCUGCCCACUAGCAUCGGAAAGCCGUGUUUAUGUGGACAUCACAAGCAACAGCCAGGACAAUGAAACACUAGAGGUGAACCCUCCCCCCACCACCACAUACCAAGAUGUCAUCUUGGGGACCCAGAAGACCUAUGCUGUCUAUGACUUGUUUGACACAGCCAUGGUCAAUAACUCUCACAACCUCAACCUCCAGCUGAAGUGGAAGAGACCCCCAGAUAAUGAGGUCCUGCCAACGCCCUUCCUGCAUGCCCAGCGGUAUGUGAGUGGCUACGGGCUGCAGAAGGGGGAGCUGAGUACGCUGCUGUACAAUACCCACCCUUACCGGGCCUUCCCUGUGCUGCUACUGGACACCGUGCCCUGGUACCUGCGGCUGUAUGUGCACACCCUCACCAUCACCUCCAAGGGCAAGGAGAAUAAACCAAGUUACAUCCACUACCAGCCUGCCCAGGACCGACAGCAGCCCCACCUCCUAGAGAUGCUGAUUCAGCUGCCUGCCAACUCAGUCACCAAGGUCUCCAUCCAGUUUGAACGUGCGCUGCUCAAGUGGACCGAGUACACCCCAGACCCCAACCAUGGCUUCUAUGUCAGCCCAUCUGUCCUCAGUGCCCUUGUGCCCAGUGUGGUGGCAGCCAAACCAGUGGACUGGGAAGGGAACCCUCUCUUCAACACCUUGUUUCCAGUGUCUGAUGGCUCCAGCUACUUCGUGCGACUCUACACAGAGCCAUUGCUAGUGAACCUGCCUACACCAGACUUCAGCAUGCCCUAUAACGUGAUCUGCCUUACGUGCACUGUGGUGGCUGUGUGCUAUGGCUCCUUCUACAAUCUCCUCACCAGAACCUUCCACAUCGAGGAGCCCAGCACUGGCGGCCUGGCCAAGCGGCUCGCUAACCUCAUCCGGCGUGCCCGUGGUGUCCCCCCACUUUGAGACACCCCCUCUUCAGCAGCUGUACUUUCUCCCUGGGAAAGGGAGCAGGGGCAAAGCUCUUUCUGCAACUUGUUCUGUCUCCAGAGUGGCUUUUGAAGCAGACUUCCUUCGGCCUAGUCAGGCCCAGAGGUGCGCUGUCCAGUACGGUAGCCAUGAGCCAAGUUUAAGUUAACUUAGAAUUUCACUUUUUAAGCUGGAGCCUCACUUCAGGUACUCAGUAACCAAAAGGGUUAGAGCUACAGUACUGGACAGCCCAGAGUGACAUUUCUCAUCAUUGCUGGAAGUGCUUGGACAGCACUGGCCCAGGUAGCAGGGUGCUGAAGAGCUUGUGUUACUGUGUGGUGAGUGGAACUUACUGGCUGUGGAAUAAAAACCACCUUCCUGGGU
Messenger RNA from Nannospalax galili (Upper Galilee mountains blind mole rat), 2164 nucleotides. It is a transcript of the gene Pigt, whose product is annotated as phosphatidylinositol glycan anchor biosynthesis class T. Gene Ontology annotation, cellular component: GPI-anchor transamidase complex. Gene Ontology annotation, biological process: attachment of GPI anchor to protein. Bases 38 to 1777 code for a protein of 579 amino acids. The record is from RefSeq and is a predicted model, not a curated record. Lineage: Eukaryota; Metazoa; Chordata; Mammalia; Rodentia; Spalacidae. The transcript has 12 exons.